UUCUGCACUUAUUUGGACAUGUUACCUUUUACGCAUGCAUUUAUAAUAACUAUUCAUUAAGCAGCGAUUGCGGAAAGAGAGAAUGCUUCGGAAACUGCGGUGGAUGUAGGCAGUACGCAAAGGACGUUCGUUCAAAAACUUGACGUUCAAUCUAGAGAGCUCAUUGUUAACCUCAAAAGAACUUCAGCUUCAGCACAAAAAAAAUAAAAUAGAUAUAGAUACACACCGACAUAGAUAUAUAUAUACAUGCAUAUUAAAUAUACUUUUAAAAGGAUCUCAAGGAAGCCUGUGCUAUAUUAGACUCAUAAAAAUCAGUUAGGUAAUUUAUCAGGAGCAGCCAUGAGCCGAAAGAGAAAUCCCAAGUUGCAAAUCAAAUUGGCCCCGGCCGAAGCACCUCCAAUAAAUGUACCAGCAAACUUGGAUACCAGAACGACAAUUACGAUCGGUGAGCAUAUGUUCGAUGUGGAGGCCGACGACCUGGAGAAGAUUUGCGAUUUGGGACACGGGGCUUAUGGGUACGUCGAGAAGAUGAAGCAUAAGCCAAGUGGGACGAUCAUGGCUGUGAAGAGGAUCACGGCGACUGUUAACAGUCAGGAGCAGAAGAGGUUGCUCAUGGAUCUGGACAUCAGCAUGAGGAGCAGCGAUUGUCCAUAUACCGUUCAAUUUUAUGGCGCUUUGUUUAGGGAGGGCGAUGUUUGGAUUUGCAUGGAGGUAAUGGAUACCAGUCUCGAUAAGUUUUAUGCCAAGGUGUACAAGCACGGACGCAAAAUUCCGGAGGAUAUCCUGGGGAAAAUAUCGUUGGCCGUUGUGAGCGCUCUUCAUUACCUACACAGCCAGCUGAAGGUGAUCCAUCGGGACGUGAAGCCAUCGAACAUACUGAUAAACAGGCGAGGCGAGGUGAAGAUGUGCGACUUCGGCAUCAGCGGCUACCUGGUCGAUUCCAUCGCGAAGACAAUAGACGCCGGCUGCAAACCCUACAUGGCCCCGGAAAGGAUAGAUCCGCAGGGCAAUCCGUCGCAGUACGACAUCCGAUCGGAUGUAUGGAGUCUGGGCAUAUCUCUCAUCGAGCUGGCAACAGGCGCCUUCCCUUAUCCGAACUGGGGCACACCCUUCGAGCAACUCAAGCAGGUGGUGAACGAGAGUCCGCCGCGUCUGCCCUCCGAUGAAUACACCCCAGAUUUCGAGGACUUCACCACGCAGUGUCUCCAGAAGCAAUAUCAAUCGCGCUACAAUUACGACCAACUGCUGAACCAUCGGUUCUGCUUGAUACACCGAGAGAAAACGACUGAUGUCGCCGCCUACGUGUCGGAGAUACUCGAUCUACCUGAUAAUCCAUGAGAUUCGUGCACGAUUUCUUAACAUUUCAAUUGAUUUUAUUUUCUAUUCAUUUACACUAAUUUCUUAUUCGCAUAUACAUAUAUAUAUAUAUUUAGAUAUGGAUACGUUACUGUUACUUUUACUAAUAUCAUAUUUUUAAUUUCUCUUUUCCUUUCGAGUAUGAUCGCUUUCGUUCGCUUUUAUUAAUUAUUUACAAGCUCUACUUUAAUUUUCACUUACGCAAUCAAAAGCAAAACAAAAAAAAAAGAAAGAAGCAAUUCAAGUCAUUCGUUUUUAAUUACAGAGUUUACGA
Messenger RNA from Nicrophorus vespilloides, 1630 nucleotides. It is a transcript of the gene lic, whose product is annotated as dual specificity mitogen-activated protein kinase kinase 6. The transcript is spliced from 5 exons. The coding region runs from base 340 to 1338 and encodes 332 amino acids. Gene Ontology annotation, molecular function: ATP binding; MAP kinase kinase activity. Gene Ontology annotation, biological process: protein phosphorylation; stress-activated MAPK cascade. NCBI's taxonomy places the organism in Eukaryota, Metazoa, Arthropoda, Insecta, Coleoptera, Silphidae. The record is from RefSeq and is a predicted model, not a curated record.